AUGCCAGCUGCCACCAAGAAGAGAGGUCCUAGAGCAACCAGGACCACCGAGGCCCCCAUGGCAGGAACAGGAGUUCCGCCAAUCAAUAUCGAGGGCACCGCUGAUUGGUCAUCCUUAAGCAGGAUGAUGAACAGCAAGGGGAUUCAAUUCUCCAAGGCGAGGACGGCGGGUAACAGUGUGAAGGUCUUCACAAAUACACCAGCUGACUACCGUCAGCUAGUCGCACUGCUGGAAUCCAUCAAGCGGCCCUUCUUCACCUAUCAACUGAAGGAGGACAGGAUGGACCAGAGGGUCAUUCGUGGCCUACCCAGGGAGAUGUCAGUCAAUGACAUCAAAGAGGAUCUAGUGAGCCAAGGCAUCGCAGACGCCGAGGUUCAGCAGAUGACCUCAAGGACCACCAAGAAGCCACUUCCGCUCUUCCUCGUCAAGACGAAGAUGCCGGAAAAGCUUGCAGAGAUCCAGAGGCUGGCCAUGCUCACGGUCAGCUUCGAGAGGAAGAAAAAGUCUUCCGAGCCCAGCCAAUGUUACCGCUGCCAGCGAAUUUCUGGUACUUCCCGCAAACAGAGAUGUAAUUGGUGGGACACCGUCUUGGACAAGACAUCACACACUGAUGUUAAUUGAAUGUUACAAAAUAUUCAGAAGUAAAGUAGGUGGGAUGGAAAUGAAAAGCCUAAAAAAAUGUGGCAUACAACAUCAGAACAUAUGAAGAGAAAGUAUAACGUAAAAUACACACCCCAAAACUUCGAAAAUUGUUGGCGGGUGCUGGAGAGAAAUUAUAAGCGCUAUGUGGAAAAUAAUUCCAGUACAGGACGUGGCAGAAAAUACUUUGAAUUUGAAUUAAAUCCAGAAAUUCUACUGACCACAUCAGGUGAGAUUCGACCAAAUAAUGAAAAUGAGGCACAUGACAUGGAAUUGAUUGAAAAUCAGGAAACACCAACAAAAGCGCUUGGAAUUUCUGCAGCUAAAGUUAAGCAGCAAAAAGUAAUAAAAUAUAAAAAAGAAAACAUUCUGAAACAAAUACAAUUAGACCGAAAACAAUACCAAGAGGAGAGACUGAAAUUGGAAAAAUACUAAAUAGACUCCUUAGUAGAAUUGCAAAAACAGAAAUUACAAAUAAAAAAUAAACAAGUUGAGGUUUUUGAAAAAAGAAACGAAAUAUUGAAAAACAAAAAAUAGAUCCCCUGACAAAAUGGAUACUUAAUUAUAGUUAUGUUGUGUGUUAUCUUGUGUUUAUGUGCAAUAUUGUUUGUGUUUGUAGUUAUUAUAAUGAAAGAUAUAUGUUAAGUUUUAUUUCUGUGAUGAAUGAAUGUGAAAUUGGGAUUAGUAUUUUAGUUCAUUCUGCAUUAUUAAAAAUUAAAAUACUGAUACCCUAUUUAAAAUACUUUUUAUUUAAUCUAAAAGAUGAAUGUAUGUACAUUUACAGUAUUAAUUUACACUAUAAACUAGAAGUAAAAGAUCUUCAAAAAGAACACUGGACCAACCUACAUGGUACAAAAGAUUUCAACAUGAGAUUUUAGAUGUAGUUGUUGACAGUAAAAUGUCAUGGAAAGACCAUCAUGAGGUAUCAAGCUUCGAAAGUGUAUAUUUUUGGUCAGGGAAUCAACUUAAGAUGCAUAAACCUUAUGGCAGUUUUUUGUUUUCCUGUGUUAGAGAUGUACACCUUUGAGGCUUGGUAAUUUUUGAAAAUGAGUAUCUCAGCAUUUGUGCC
This is a messenger RNA of Acanthoscelides obtectus, 1708 nucleotides long. Lineage: Eukaryota; Metazoa; Arthropoda; Insecta; Coleoptera; Chrysomelidae. The record is from the annotation of a GenBank genome assembly.